CUCCUUAUCUGUAUGUCUCUUCCCAGAUUCGGCCGCAUUGGCCGCCUGGUCACCAGGGCUGCUAUCAUGUCUGGCAAAGUUCAAGUGGUGGCCAUCAACGAUCCCUUCAUUGACCUGAACUACAUGGUUUACAUGUUCAAGUAUGACUCUACUCACGGUCACUUCCAUGGCACUGUCAAGGCUGAGCAUGGGAAACUUGUAAUUAAUGGGCAUGCCAUUACCAUUUUCCAGGAACGUGAUCCCAGCAACAUCAAGUGGGGAGAAGCUGGUGCUGAAUACGUUGUGGAGUCCACUGGUGUCUUCACCACUACAGAGAAGGCCAGCGCUCACCUGAAGGGUGGUGCUAAGCGUGUUAUCAUCUCUGCCCCCUCAGCUGAUGCUCCCAUGUUUGUGAUGGGUGUCAACCAUGAGAAGUAUGACAAGUCUCUGAAAAUUGUCAGCAAUGCCUCUUGCACCACCAACUGCUUGGCACCCUUGGCCAAGGUCAUCCAUGACAACUUUGGCAUUGUGGAAGGUCUUAUGACCACUGUCCAUGCCAUCACAGCCACGCAGAAGACUGUGGAUGGCCCCUCUGGGAAAAUGUGGAGGGAUGGCAGAGGUGCUGCCCAGAACAUUAUCCCUGCAUCUACUGGGGCUGCUAAGGCUGUUGGAAAGGUCAUCCCUGAGCUCAAUGGGAAACUUACUGGAAUGGCUUUCCGUGUGCCAACCCCCAAUGUCUCAGUUGUGGACCUGACCUGCCGUCUGGAAAAACCAGCCAAGUAUGAUGACAUUAAGAGGGUAGUGAAGGCUGCUGCUGAAGGGCCCUUGAAGGGCAUCUUGGGAUACACAGAGGACCAGGUUGUCUCCUGUGACUUCAAUGGUGACAGCCAUUCCUCCACCUUUGAUGCGGGUGCUGGCAUUGCCCUGAACGAUCACUUUGUGAAGCUGGUUUCCUGGUAUGACAAUGAGUUUGGAUACAGCAACCGUGUUGUGGACUUGAUGGUCCACAUGGCAUCCAAGGAGUGAGCUGAAUACAUGAGCCCCCCUGCUGCCUAGGGAAGCAGGACUCUCCCUCGCUAGAGACCCUGUCCUUUUCACCACCACGUAGCUCUGCAAACUGCAGUGAGAGGCCAGUUCUGUUCCCUUCUGCCUCCCCCACUCCUCCAACUUGCUCCUGAGCCUGGGGGAGAUGGUGAGGCUGAUAGAAACUGAUCUGUUUCUGUACCACCUGACAUCAAUAAAAUGAUCACCAUCUGAAA
This is a messenger RNA of Tinamus guttatus (white-throated tinamou), 1238 nucleotides long. NCBI's taxonomy places the organism in Eukaryota, Metazoa, Chordata, Aves, Tinamiformes, Tinamidae. The record is from RefSeq and is a predicted model, not a curated record.